AUGGGCGCCGACGAACAAACUGAGAAUCCACAACACACGUCCAACCCCACUACGUAUCAUUCUCGAAAUAUAAUCGACCCACCUACCCCAUCUCCGUCUUAUGACCCUGUCACAUUGCAACAGCACUUCAACUUACCAAUCCGUCCACAUAAUACUUGGUUCAGCCGCCGUCAUGUCUGGACUCGUGCUAAGAUAGAUCAGGAACGCCGAGAUUUCUUCUUCACUCGUGUCACUGGACGGCCUGAAGUAUGGGCUGCCAUCGAUACUGCUCUCACAUUGAUGCGAGCUGGUGAUAUCGCGACUGCGCAGAGUAUCAUUGAUGCUGCUGGUAUAACUGUUCCGACUGGGGAUUUCUCUGCGGGCUGCUAUGAUGAGCAGGGCGUGCUAUAUCGUCUCCCUCGGUGUAUUGUCAGUGAUCCAAAGAACCUGGCUGAAGAUGCUCCCGAGGAUACAUUGAUUGCUGCAAAUGAUCUUCAGGACCAUGAUGCAAUCCGUGAACAGCGCCGCGCGGAGAGGGGAAAAGGUUCUGAACGGGACUUGAUCACUGUUAAGGCUCGCCUAGUUGAUGGUAAGGAUGUUGUCGUGGUAGUUGAUGGGAGAAUGAGCGUCGGCUUUGUCGCCCAAAAGAUCCACAAGGAGGCAGGCCUCAAAAAGGACAAAAUUAUCAAAAUCGUGUAUCUGGGUCGGGUGUUGCAUGAACAUGAGUCUCUACUCGAUCAGGGAUGGCGAGCUGACCAUAUAGUCAACGCCAUGGCUGUGUUUACUCCUUUGUAUGACGCUGUCAGCGACAUAGAAAACUCGACUCCCAAUGCCAAAUUGCUUGCUGCGGCUAGAUAUCGCGAUGCAAUCUAUGAACGGAGCCGUACGGGGAAGAACAAAACUACUGAUCACGACUCGAUCAGUGUUAAAGUCCGACUAAGUAGUGGUGAUUUAGUUUUGAAAGUCGAUGUGGAAACAAGCGUUGGUGAAUUGGCGAAGCAAAUCCACGUGGAAGCCGAGCUUGAUAAUGAUAAACGUGUCCGACUUGCCUUGAAAGGCCAUAUGUUGAAAGAAGGCCAGUCUCUUCCCGAACAGGGAUGGAAAAAUGGCCAGGUUCUCAACGGCAUGAUUGUGUUCGCUCCUCUCUCUCUUUCCCUUGUUGACGUUUGA
This is a messenger RNA of Penicillium taxi, 1149 nucleotides long. Its product is annotated as ubiquitin domain-containing protein. The transcript is spliced from 4 exons. The coding region runs from base 1 to 1149 and encodes 382 amino acids. Gene Ontology annotation, molecular function: protein binding. Lineage: Eukaryota; Fungi; Ascomycota; Eurotiomycetes; Eurotiales; Aspergillaceae. The record is from RefSeq and is a predicted model, not a curated record.